Messenger RNA from Anisakis simplex (herring worm), 366 nucleotides. The record is from the annotation of a GenBank genome assembly. Lineage: Eukaryota; Metazoa; Nematoda; Chromadorea; Rhabditida; Anisakidae.
AUGGAAUUUUUCGCCUUUUCGUUCCAGAAACCAUCUCGAAAAGACCGUUCGCAAGUGUCCGAAAGCAAAGCGAACAGUUGUGUGCUAUGGAAUAUGUAUAUGCCGGGUAUGAAUCCGAAAAUUGUGACAGACGCUAACGGUAAAACGUGCCGAAUCCAUUUGCCCACUCCCGUCUGCAAAGGAUAUUGCCGUACAAGUGAGUAUGGAACACAUGAUUUCCCGCACAGAAAACAACGAAGCGAGAUCUGCACACAUGAGGGUGGUGUGUUCGAGAAGAUUCCAAUGGAGGAAUGCGACGAAGGCGCUGAUCCAAAAAUCCGCACUAUAUGGGUUCUUAAAGGCAGUAAAUGUGUUUGUAAAAAGUAA